This is a messenger RNA of Athene cunicularia (burrowing owl), 3440 nucleotides long. Its product is annotated as heterochromatin-associated protein MENT-like. Gene Ontology annotation, cellular component: cytoplasm. The transcript has 15 exons. Lineage: Eukaryota; Metazoa; Chordata; Aves; Strigiformes; Strigidae. Gene Ontology annotation, biological process: negative regulation of endopeptidase activity. The record is from RefSeq and is a predicted model, not a curated record. Gene Ontology annotation, molecular function: serine-type endopeptidase inhibitor activity. Bases 111 to 2531 code for a protein of 806 amino acids.
CGCAAACAUUUCUACAUUUCCAAAACUGUUCAUUGCCUCACAGACCACCACAGAACCUGACUGAAGACAGAUCUUAACCCUUCUCUCCCUCAGGAUUUCAGGCUGUAUCAAUGGAGUCUCUCUCAGUGUCAACCAACAGCUUUACUCUGGACCUUUACAAAAAGCUGAAUGAAACUUCCAAAGGCCAAAACAUUUUCUUUUCUCCUUGGAGUAUUGCAACUGCUCUCGCCAUGGUCUACCUGGGUGCCAAAGGUGACACUGCAACCCAGAUGGCUGAGGUUCUUCAUUUUAACCAGACUGCAGGAGAAGAAGAUUCAUCUGAGACAACAAGGCCUUCUCUGGGGAGACCAAAGAAAAGAAAGAUGGAUCCUGGGCACAAGCAAGCUGAAAACAUCCACUCCGGCUUCAAAACACUCCUGUCUGCUAUCAACAAACCCAGCAGCACCUACUUGCUGAAGAGUGCCAACCGGCUGUAUGAGGAAAAGACCUACCCAUUACUGCCUAAAUUCUUAAAGCUCAUUACAAGCUAUUACAAUGCAAAGCCACAAGCUGUAAACUUUAAGACAGCUGCAGAACAAGCCAGAGCACUCAUCAAUUUGUGGGUUGAAAAUGAAACUGAGAGGAAAAUACAGGAUCUGCUGCCUGCAGGAUCUCUCAAUUCCCGCACUAUGUUGGUCUUAGUAAAUGCCAUUUAUUUCAAAGGAAACUGGGAAAAGAAGUUUCUGGAGAAAAAUACUUCUGAGAUGCCCUUCAGACUGAGCAAGACCAAAACUAAACCAGUACAGAUGAUGUUUCUGAGAGAUGCAUUUUUGAUAUUCCAUGAAACAACCAUGAAAUUCAAAAUCAUUGAGCUGCCAUAUGUGGAAAAUGAACUCAGUAUGUUUGUUCUCUUACCAGAUGACAUCAGUGGUAACACUAAUGGUCUGGAGCAGGUGGAAAGAGAGCUGACCUAUGAAAAAUUGGCUGAAUGGACCAAAUCGGCCAAUAUGAUGAAAGCUGAAGUGGAUCUGUACCUGCCCAAGUUGAAACUGGAAGAGAAUUACGACCUUAAAUCCACUUUGAGCAGCAUGGGGAUAAAAAAUGCUUUUGACCCAGUUCAGGCUGAUUUCACAGGGAUGUCUGUGAAGAAGGAUCUUUACAUCUCAAAAGUUGUUCACAAAGCUUUUGUGGAGGUCAAUGAAGAAGGCACUGAGGCAGCAGCUGCUACAGCUGUCCUGGUGCUGAGAUCAAAAGCACCAACAAUGACUUUUAAAGCUGACCACCCCUUUCUCUUCUUCAUCCGACACAACAAAUCACAAACCAUCCUCUUCUUUGGCAGACUCUGCUCACCCUAUGCAGUUAUUGUGUAUCGUCUCCAAAACCGCUCUGAUGAGAAGGGUAUCGUCGGAACCAUGGACAGCCUUUGUGCAUCAAGUACCACUUUUGCACUUGAUCUCUUAAGAAAGCUGUGUGAGAACAAAAGCAGGCAGAAUCUGUUCUUUUCUCCUUUUAGUAUUUCAUCUGCUUUGUCUAUGAUUUUAUUGGGUUCAAAAGGUAACACUGAAGCCCAAAUAGCAAAGGUGCUUUCUCUGAACAAAGCUGAGGAUGCUCACAAUGGGUAUCAGUCACUUCUUUCUGAAAUUAAUGCUCCAGACACCAAAUAUAUACUGAGAACUGCUAACCGACUUUAUGGAGAAAAGACAUUUGAGUUUCUCUCAUCUUUUAUAGAGUCAAGUCAGAAAUUCUACCAUGCUGGACUAGAACAGACUGACUUCAUGCAUGCUUGGGAGGAUUCCAGAAAACAAAUAAAUGCCUGGGUAGAGGAAAGGACUGAAGGUAAAAUUCAGAACUUGUUGAUGGAGGGGAUUGUCAGUUCACUGACCAGACUUGUGCUGGUGAAUGCCAUUUAUUUCAAAGGCAACUGGGAAAAGCAGUUCAACAAAGAGAGGACAGCAGAAAAGCCAUUUCAGAUUAACAAGAAAGAGACCAAACCUGUUCAGAUGAUGUUCAAGAAGGAUAGAUUUAACAUGACCUAUAUUGGGGACUUCCAGACCAAAAUCCUUGAGCUCCCUUAUGUUGGUAAUGAACUCAGCAUGAUCAUCCUGCUCCCUGAUGCAAUCCAGGAUGGAUCCACUGGCUUGGAGAGUCUGGAAAGGGAGCUUACGUAUGAGAAGCUGAUAGAUUGGAUCAAUCCUGAAAUGAUGGACUGUACAGAGGUGAGGGUGUCUUUACCCAGGUUUAAACUGGAAGAAGAUUAUGAUCUGAAACCCCUUCUGAGAAGCAUGGGGAUGCCUGAUGCGUUUGACUUAGGGAAGGCAGAUUUCUCAGGAAUCUCAGCCGGCACCGAGCUGGUGCUCUCAGAAGUGGUUCACAAGUCCUUUGUGGAAGUCAACGAAGAAGGCACUGAAGCAGCAGCAGCCACAGCAGGAGUGAUGAUGUUGCGCUGUGCACGAAUCAUUCCAGAAUUCACUGCAGAUCAUCCCUUCCUCUUCUUCAUCCGGCACAACAAAACUUCCAGCAUUUUGUUCUGUGGCAGAUUUUGCUCUCCCUAAAAAGGAGAUGUCUUGGCAAAAGAGCCACCAUUACACAGUAACUUUGUUUCCUUAGAAUAGGGCUACUCUUUUUGCACUAACUGUCUCUUUCAUCUGUGCCUGAAUCCACUUCUGUGGCCUGCAUCUCAGGCUUGGAUAGAGUAACAGCUGCUUAAACAUACACAGCAACUGCCAUUUAAAACAACUCUUGCCCUGUGCAUCUGAGUGUAGAGGUCUGACUUCUUGCUGACACAAGAAACAUCUCACUUGCUCAGUGAAUACUUCCUCUGUCCUUGCCGCUCCCAUUGCAGCUUUCGCUGUUUGUGGCCACCAGGCAGCAAGUCAGGCACCAACAUCUCAUAGGAAAGGAAGAAUUUUGUUUCUGAGGAUAUUGGAGUACAUCUUUAGCUCCCCUCCCCCUUUUUCCACCCAUCCUCAGUUCUUUUUUUUUUUUUUUUCUUUUUUUCCCCAGACUUACCUGUUUAAUGUUUUGAUACAUUCCCUAGACAUUAAAGGAGUCUUUUUCAGCCUGUUCCGAGUCUUGUGAAACAUCCUGACAAGGCAGGAUUUUUUGGAUAAUACCUGGACAAGCACUCAGGCAAGAAUGGGAAUAAAAGUAUGUCUUUGCAGCAGAUGUCCUUACAGGUUAUUCGUGGGGUGAGAAUUGAUUGCUAUUUUCAAACCCAGGUGUCCUGUGGUAAAUUACCCAUCACCUAGUUCUAGUCCUUCAACAAAGAAUGUAAGGAAAAACCAUAUGGUGCCUGUGCAGUAUUUAAAUGACAAAGCUUUAACUUUUUGCUAUUGUUUGUAUAUUUUUCCUGUUCAUAGUUUCUUAAACAGUUUAACUGAAUAAUACCAAAGAUGUAGCUGAAACAGCUUUCUAAUACAGUAUUUGCUGUUUGUUUCUGAAAUAAUAAAAUAACUAUAAAU